AUGCUAAUCUCUUCACUACAAGCUGUAUUAGCCCAUGUUUGGAUAACAGUAACACGCGCUAGAAGGAGUUUAGAUGUCAACUAUAAUGAAAAUGAAGAGACUUUGUUUGGGUUCAUGAUGAGUAACAGAACUAAGUUCAUUCCACCCUUAUCAGAAACGUACUUUGGCAACUCGAUAACCUUUGGGAUGCUAACGGAAAAGGACGAAGAGGUGCUUACAAGGGGAUCUGGAUUCUUAGCUUCGUUAUUUAAGGAAGUUGUAAAUUCCCAUUGUGAUGAGAAAAUUAAGAGUUCUAUCAAAUCGUGGAUACAAAAACCUUUUAUCAUAACUUCUAGUGGUGUCGCGAACAAAAAUUUAGUAGCAAGGAAUUCCCACAGAUUCAAUAUGUAUGGAAAUGAUUUUGGCUGGGGACGCCCCAUUGCCAUAAAAACUGGUAGAAAUGGCAAAUCUAGUGGAAUAACUAAUGUGAGUCCAGGACCUGUUGAAGGAAGUAUUGACAUUGAGAUUUUCCUUCCAAUUGAGGUUUUUCAGGCCAUGGAAAACGAUGUUGAAUUCAUGGAAGCUUUCUAA
Molecule: messenger RNA, 570 nt
Organism: Papaver somniferum (opium poppy)
Lineage: Eukaryota; Viridiplantae; Streptophyta; Magnoliopsida; Ranunculales; Papaveraceae
Product: protein ENHANCED PSEUDOMONAS SUSCEPTIBILTY 1-like
Exons: 1
Coding region: 1-570 (189 amino acids)
Source: RefSeq, a predicted model, not a curated record